AUGGAAAGGUUACGUAAUGCAUUGAGUCUCACGGAUAGGGCGUCGACGCGAAACGACGCGCAGACACAUCGCCCUAAAUCUGCGAGUAGUAUGCUAGGGCUACCGAGUCAAGGACGGGCUCGGCUAACGACGUUAGUCCCAAAUCGUAACCUAAAAGUCCGCUUCGCUACCUUAAAUGUAGGAACAUUAACGGGGAAGACUAAGGAACUUGCCUCUCUUUUCAAGCGCAAAAGGGUAGAUUUUAUAUGUCUACAAGAGACUCGAUGGACUGGAUCCAAAGCCCGUAAUAUCGGAGAGGGCUACAAACUUAUGUACGUAGGUGCAAAGCAUGGUAGGAAUGGCGUAGCAAUUGCUGUCAAAGAAGAUCAUCUUGAAAACAUCCUGGAGGUCAACCGUAUUAACGACAGACUCAUGUCAAUAAAGGUACUGGUGGAAGGUGAGGUACUAAAUAUUGUAGCUGCAUAUGCUCCCCAAGUGGGUUGUAGCCAAGCAGAGAAAGACAAUUUUUGGACUUCUCUAGAAUACAUUCUUCAAUUAAUAUCUCCUAAAGAAACUACUUUACUGGGAGGUGAUUUAAACGGCCACAUCGAAGAAGCAAACAGCGCUUUCAAAAGGGUGCACGGAGGUUACGCAUACGGAACACUAAACGAUGCUGGUAAAGUCAUUCUCUCCACGGCAGCAGCCUUCGAUCUUGCUAUUGCCAAUUCCUUUUUCGCUAAAAAGAUCGAACAUCUGAUCACGUAUAAAAGCGGCCAAACAUCUUCACAGAUUGACUAG
Parnassius apollo (apollo) is the source of this 777-nucleotide messenger RNA. Lineage: Eukaryota; Metazoa; Arthropoda; Insecta; Lepidoptera; Papilionidae. The record is from the annotation of a GenBank genome assembly.